GAGGAAGGCGCCGCAGUCUCCGGGCCUCGCCGCCCCGCUUGAGUGUCCUCGGCACCGAGGGCUCGCGGGUCCUGAGGGGAGGAGGCGAGCCAGGGGCCGGGCACUGAGCUCUUUGGCGCCCCCACCCCCGUUUUCGGAGCCCUCCACGCUGCGGCCACUGUCCCCUCCGGACCAUGGCCGACGACGACGUGCUGUUCGAGGAUGUGUACGAGCUGUGCGAGGUGAUCGGCAAGGGUCCCUUCAGUGUUGUACGACGAUGCAUCAACAGAGAAACUGGGCAACAAUUUGCUGUAAAAAUUGUUGAUGUAGCCAAGUUCACAUCAAGUCCAGGGUUAAGUACAGAAGAUCUAAAGCGGGAAGCCAGUAUCUGUCAUAUGCUGAAACAUCCCCACAUUGUAGAAUUAUUGGAGACAUAUAGCUCAGAUGGAAUGCUUUACAUGGUUUUUGAAUUUAUGGAUGGAGCAGAUCUGUGUUUUGAAAUCGUAAAACGAGCUGAUGCUGGUUUCGUAUACAGUGAAGCUGUCGCCAGUCAUUACAUGAGACAGAUACUGGAAGCUCUACGCUAUUGUCAUGAUAAUAACAUAAUUCACAGGGAUGUGAAGCCCCACUGUGUUCUCCUUGCCUCAAAGGAAAAUUCGGCACCUGUUAAACUUGGGGGCUUUGGGGUAGCUAUUCAAUUAGGGGAGUCUGGACUUGUAGCUGGAGGGCGCGUUGGAACACCUCAUUUUAUGGCCCCAGAAGUUGUCAAGAGAGAGCCUUAUGGAAAACCUGUAGAUGUCUGGGGUUGUGGCGUGAUCCUUUUUAUCCUGCUAAGCGGUUGUUUGCCUUUUUAUGGAACCAAGGAAAGACUGUUUGAAGGCAUUAUUAAAGGAAAAUAUAAGAUGAAUCCAAGGCAGUGGAGCCAUAUCUCUGAAAGUGCCAAAGACCUCGUACGCCGAAUGCUGAUGCUGGAUCCCGCCGAGAGGAUCACCGUUUAUGAAGCACUGAAUCACCCAUGGCUUAAGGAGCGGGAUCGUUAUGCCUACAAGAUUCAUCUUCCAGAAACAGUAGAGCAACUGAGGAAAUUCAAUGCACGGAGGAAACUAAAGGAGCAGUGUCACAGGUGCUGGACAGCCUGGAAGAGAUUCAUGCACUUACAGACUGCAGUGAAAAGGACUUAGAUUUUCUACACAGUGUUUUCCAGGAUCAGCAUCUUCACACACUACUAGAUCUGUAUGACAAAAUUAACACAAAGUCUUCACCGCAAAUCAGGAAUCCUCCGAGUGAUGCAGUACAGAGAGCCAAAGAGGUAUUGGAAGAAAUUUCAUGUUACCCUGAGAAUAACGAUGCAAAGGAACUAAAGCGUAUUUUAACACAACCUCAUUUCAUGGCCUUACUUCAGACUCACGAUGUAGUGGCUCAUGAAGUUUACAGUGAUGAAGCAUUGAGGGUUACACCGCCUCCCACUUCUCCCUAUUUAAAUGGUGAUUCUCCAGAAAGUGCAAACGGAGACAUGGAUAUGGAGAACGUGACCAGAGUUCGCCUGGUCCAGUUCCAAAAGAACACAGAUGAACCAAUGGGAAUCACUUUAAAAAUGAAUGAACUAAAUCACUGUAUCGUUGCAAGAAUCAUGCAUGGGGGCAUGAUUCACAGGCAAGGUACACUUCAUGUCGGAGAUGAAAUUCGAGAAAUCAAUGGCAUCAGUGUAGCCAACCAAACAGUGGAACAGCUGCAAAAAAUGCUUCGGGAAAUGCGGGGGAGUAUCACCUUCAAGAUCGUGCCAAGUUACCGCACUCAGUCAUCGUCCUGUGAGAGAGAUUCCCCCUCCACUUCCAGACAGUCCCCAGCUAAUGGUCAUAGCAGCACUAACAAUUCUGUUUCGGACUUGCCAUCAACUACCCAACCAAAAGGACGACAGAUCUAUGUAAGAGCACAAUUUGAAUAUGAUCCAGCUAAGGAUGACCUCAUCCCCUGCAAAGAAGCUGGCAUUCGAUUCAGAGUUGGUGACAUUAUCCAGAUUAUUAGUAAGGACGAUCACAAUUGGUGGCAGGGUAAACUGGAAAACUCCAAAAAUGGAACGGCAGGUCUCAUUCCUUCUCCAGAACUUCAGGAAUGGCGAGUUGCUUGCAUUGCCAUGGAGAAGACCAAACAGGAGCAGCAGGCCAGCUGCACUUGGUUUGGCAAGAAAAAGAAGCAGUACAAAGAUAAAUAUUUGGCAAAGCACAAUGCAGUGUUUGAUCAAUUAGAUCUUGUUACAUAUGAAGAAGUAGUAAAACUGCCAGCAUUCAAAAGGAAAACACUAGUCCUGUUAGGUGCGCAUGGUGUUGGGAGAAGACACAUAAAGAACACCCUCAUCACAAAGCACCCAGACCGGUUUGCAUACCCUAUUCCACAUACAACCAGACCUCCAAAGAAAGAUGAAGAAAACGGAAAGAAUUAUUACUUUGUAUCUCAUGACCAAAUGAUGCAAGACAUCUCUAAUAACGAGUACCUGGAGUACGGCAGCCAUGAGGAUGCGAUGUACGGGACAAAACUGGAGACCAUCCGCAAGAUCCACGAGCAAGGUCUGAUUGCAAUACUGGACGUGGAGCCUCAGGCACUGAAGGUCCUGAGAACAGCGGAGUUUGCUCCUUUUGUUGUUUUUAUUGCCGCACCAACUAUCACUCCAGGUUUGAAUGAGGAUGAAUCUCUUCAGCGUCUGCAGAAGGAGUCUGACAUCUUACAGAGAACAUACGCACACUACUUCGAUCUCACAAUUAUCAACAAUGAAAUCGACGAGACAAUCAGACAUUUGGAGGAAGCCGUGGAGCACGUGUGCACAGCCCCGCAGUGGGUCCCCGUCUCCUGGGUCUAUUAGGCCCCCUCUCCCAGAUAUCCUCUGCAUAACUGGGAGCACCUCACACGUGGAAAAGCCUCUUUGUUAUCGGCCUUGUGUCAGCAGGUCGUGGUCCCUAGAGACUACCUAGUUGUAGUGUGACCUACAUUUAUAAUUAUUGUCAUGUCCGAAUAGAUAGGAGGAGAAAAACAAUUACACACUAAUUUAAAGAGACAGUAUCUUUUUUAAUCAGUUCUCCUAAACUUUAAUAAAAUGUAUCUUUAAAUGUAUGUAUUAUUCAAUCCUUUGGAAUGUUAUAUUUUUGGAAAUCAUAGCUUUUUAUUUCCAAGGCCCCUAAAAACUGCACAAAAUAGAUGCUGCUUUCUAUAAUCUAUUUUAAUAAUAAUAAACAAUGAUUCUGUUACCUUGACUGGGGUUGGAACACUACAUUCUUUUUAGAGUCUGAUUUUAUGGAUUGGAAUAUCUUUCUUUCCUUUAUUUAUUUGAAAUAAUCAGUCUAGUGAUUACAAAACUCAUGAAUUUUUAAAGGCCUUUUUUUCCUCUUUUUUUUUAGAAUAGUAUUUUUUUUAAGUCCUUUAUGUAACAUCCAGAUAAUGUGAUACUGUCUCUUUGAAGCACCCUGUAAACCUUUUAGAGAUUUGAAGUUGGGUCUUGACUCUUAAUGCAUGUGGACAGUCGCGAGCGUUAUGCUGUCGGUGUGUCUGUGUUGGACAAAACAAUCUGUAAUCUACAACAAAGUACAUUCCGUUCACGGGGCACACCCAGGGGAAUAAGAAUAAAAUGCUAUUAUGACUAAGUUGUAAACCUAUGCACAUCCCUUGCAUUUCGGGCAACUUUAUAAAAAAAAAACAAACAAAAGAAACUGAUUUUUAUUAAUAAUAACCAUGUAGUGAAAUGUGUUUGUAAUUUUGUCUCAAUUUAAUUUGUUGUAAGGUGGGAGGGGGAAUUGCUGGUUUCACCAUUUCAGAUCUGUGUUGUCUGAGAGUAUUAACAUUUUAAUUAAGCAAAGAAAUGAGGAUUUUUAAUAUGUAUGUAAUUGUUUUAAAGCACCCAUUUUAAGAGAAUAUACUGUGCAAUGAAGAAACCAGUUUAGGCAUUUGCUAUAAACUGAAUUAUUCCAAAAGAAUAAUCUAUAACAGCCCUGUAAAUUCCUUUAAAAUGAUAACAGGACAGUUUGACCAAUUUUUUUUUAAAUAUACUUCCUUUUAUGUGUUCAAUAA
Messenger RNA from Bubalus bubalis (water buffalo), 4035 nucleotides. RefSeq names its product calcium/calmodulin dependent serine protein kinase (gene CASK). Gene Ontology annotation, molecular function: ATP binding; protein kinase activity; signaling receptor binding. The record is from RefSeq and is a predicted model, not a curated record. Gene Ontology annotation, cellular component: cell-cell junction; basolateral plasma membrane; plasma membrane. NCBI's taxonomy places the organism in Eukaryota, Metazoa, Chordata, Mammalia, Artiodactyla, Bovidae. Gene Ontology annotation, biological process: protein phosphorylation; regulation of neurotransmitter secretion.